UGAGUGCAAACAGGUUUAUCACAUCAGAAAUCUCAACUGUGUUUAUGUUGUCUUGCAGUUGUCAUGUCAGAGGGGUCACAUAAGUGUGGCUGGAGCUGCCUGGGUCCUCUGACCUUCCAUUGUCAGGCUGUUGGAGACAUGGUCUCCCUGAGCCAGGGGGGUCGACUUGCAAAGAGGAUGGAAGGCACCUUCAAGAACGGUCUGGUAUUCAGCAGUCGCGAAGUGAGGGUCCAGGAGAGGGUUUGCUUGAGAGUGGAGAAGGAUUUGUUUAACUGGCACGGAGCGCUGCGUGUGGGCUUCACCACCGUGUCACCUACAUCCAGAGCUCUGCCUCUACCCUGCAUGGCCAUCCCCAACCUCACCGACACUGGCAAGCACUGGGCUGCACCUGUGCAUGAGUCCCUCUGUAGAGCAGGCUCAAAGCUGGAGUUCUGGGUUUCUCAUGGUGGUGCCGUCUACGUCAAAAGUAACACUAGCAAAAAGCACAUGCUUCUGAGAGGAGUGGACCUCAGCCGGCCGCUGUGGGCCAUAAUAGAUAUCUACGGACAGACAUGCUCCAUUCUCCUCCUGCGCUCAAAGAAAACAACAUCGUCCUGGACCAGACAAUCCUGUCCUGUACCUGAAUGCAUCACUUCAACUAAUUCUGACAACUUUACAUGCAUCUCUGGUCCUAACGUGGAAAUCCCACAAGACAAAUGCUGUGUGGUAUGCCUGGGGAAGAAGGCCAGCGUCACUCUGCCUUGUGGCCAUCAGUGUUUAUGUCACUACUGCGCCAACAGAGUCAUCUAUGAGCUUGGCAACUGCCCUCUGUGUCGGUACAAUAUCACAGCUCCAUCAGAGGAGGACAGCUGUAUUCCUUACAGGCUCUGAGCUCCAAGACACCAAGAAUGAACAUGUAUUACUCCACUCUGUCUUCCUUAAUAUGUAAUGUUGUACAGCUUUGUUUUCUGAUGGUCUAAAAGAAUGUAUGAAACGUAAUUACUUUCAUUUGAUUGUUAAGGAUGACGGAAACAUAAAUGUAUGCUGAAUGAAGACAAGAUAUAAACUGCACUCACAGAUUAAAGGAUUAAAGUGCAAUAAAUAUGUUUACUGUACAGUUGAAGAAAAUAGUCUCCUUCAAGGUGUAAAUAUUAAAUUAUUUUUGUAAAUAAAAAAAUAAAAUCUAUUAUA
Messenger RNA from Scomber japonicus (chub mackerel), 1170 nucleotides. Its product is annotated as E3 ubiquitin-protein ligase NEURL3. The record is from RefSeq and is a predicted model, not a curated record. The transcript has 3 exons. The coding region runs from base 64 to 870 and encodes 268 amino acids. NCBI's taxonomy places the organism in Eukaryota, Metazoa, Chordata, Actinopteri, Scombriformes, Scombridae. Gene Ontology annotation, molecular function: ubiquitin protein ligase activity.